Molecule: messenger RNA, 498 nt
Organism: Hydra vulgaris (swiftwater hydra)
Lineage: Eukaryota; Metazoa; Cnidaria; Hydrozoa; Anthoathecata; Hydridae
Source: RefSeq, a predicted model, not a curated record
AUGGGAAUUGAAGUUGCUAAAGAAUUGAACAUUUUAAAAAUUGCAGAAAGUGUCAAUGAAGGAUCACAAGAAUGGAUAAGUAAUUUUGUAAUUGUUCUAAAAGCAAAUAAGACAGUAAGGUUAUGUCUUGAUGCUAGAACCAUAAACAAAGCAAUUAAACAAGAAAGAUACCCAAUACCUACAUUAGAUUCGGUAAUAGAUGAAAUGUAUGGCUCAAAAAUAUUUGCCAAACUAGACAUGAAGGAAGUCUAUACUCAAUUAGUUGAGAUGGAUGUCGAAUCAAGAAAAAUUAUAAAUUUUCAAAUAGAUGAGAGAGACUACCGACACAAAAGAUUAGUAUACCUAUGUGUUGAUAUAAUGAAAAUCACAACAACUUCAAGCAUCAUAAGUAAACUAGAAAGAUUAUUUGCUAUAUUCGGUUAUCCUAACAAAAUUAGAAGUGACAACGGGCCACCAUUUCAAAGCAAAGAAUUAAAACUAUACUUUGAAAAAGGUUGA